CGCUGUGUUCUGAGCCGUUAAACUGUUUCCCAAAGUCCUUGACAACUGGCCCUUGUGAAGGAGCAACCUGCAACAAGUCACUGGCUUUCCUUUGUUUUUGCUGACUGACAGAUUUCCAUCUGAGAGCCCGAGUUAUCAGUAACACAGGAAGACUGAAGAGACACCAGUAUGAAAGACCAAGAGGCAAUUAAAGUUCAGGAUUUUAAUGAGAUAUUGAAAAUGAGCCAAGAAAAUAUUAAAGUGUUUGACAGUGACUUGUCAGAAGACCGAGAGAAGCGGCAGCACCUGGCAUCUGCUUUUGUUACUAUUCAGAAGUCCUUGAGAGUGGAUAGUGAGGAAUUCCAAAAAUCAAAGUCAGAACUCCUGUGCCUUUAUAAGGAAAUUCAAAGUCUUCCAAGACCUGAGGGCAGAGAGCAGUUUUUAAUAGCAUAUAACCUGCUACAAAGAGAGAAUUCUGAAUUAGAAGCCAAGGUCUCAAAGUUUUCACAAGAAUUGCAACAGUUAGAACAUUGCUCUGUAGGGGACAGAACUGCCAAUUUAAUGACAAGUGACGGCCACAGUGAAGAUCUGGUGUCUAAAGUGCCACUUUUGGAAGGAGAGGUUCUGAGCCCAAGUGAAGAAGGACAGGCACCCUGUUCUGAAUUAGGAGAAAGUAAGCAGGAGGAAAUGCCAGAGGAGUCAGUGAAGGCGGCCACUUUUCCAAGAGAGAGGCAGGAGGAGCCCCAGCAGAAUCGAGACUCGGGAGGCCCUGAACAGCUGUUGGCCAUGGAGCCCAGAGAAGUUGGGAGGCUUGGAGAAGAGCUGAGCCUCCAGUCUCGGAGCUGUGGGGAUAGUUCAGAUGACAGUAGCACCCAGUACCUAACGUCUGGAGAGAGAGCCAACUACCAGCAUCAGGGGGAAGUGCCACAACUGCACCAGAAGCUGCACCGCCUCCAGGUCCUGUGCAGCUCGGCCGAAAAGGAGCUGCGGUAUGAGCGCGGCAGGAGCCUGGACUUGAAACAGCACAACAGUCUGCUUCAGGAGGAGAACGUCAAGAUCAAAAUCGAACUCAAGCAGGCCCAGGAGAAGUUGCUAGACAACGCCAGGAUGCACUCCUCACUCACAGCAGAGUGGAAGCACUGUCAGCAGAGAGUCAAGGAGCUGGAGCUGGAGGGACUCAAGCAGGCUCAGAGCAUGAAAUCCCAGCAGAGCCUUCAGGAGAAGCUGGCUUGGGAGAAAUCCAAAGUGGCCGAUGCUCAGGAAAAGAUUUUGGACCUGCAGCAGAAACUAGACCAUGCUGGACAAGUCUGCCUUUCAGAUGCUUGUGUUUUGCUUAAGAAGCAACUAGAGGAGGAGAUCAAGGAAUCGAAGAGCAGUGAGGCUAGGCUGCAGCAGCAGCUGCAGGAGGAGCAGCAGAGGAGGGUACUCCUGGACCAGGACGUGACUGAGCUCCAGAGGCAAGUGAGGACCUUGCAGGAUAAGGAGGACCAGCGGGAAGCAGCCCGUUCCCAGCAACAAGAGACUCUAUGCCAACAACUGGAAAGUGAGAAGAGGAAGUGUGAGGAGACCACCACAGGGCCACUGCCCCCUGAAGUUGGAGAGACUGACACAGUGCCACAGAGAAGCCCGGGUCCCAACCUGAUGAUGGAGCAGCCGGAGGAGCUGCUGGACAGCAUGUCAGAUUGGUGCGAGGAGCAUCAUGGGACGUCUGGUCUCACCAAGGCAGUGAAGGAGAGUAUAAUUACACUGCAGCAGACAGAAAACUACAAAGACAAACACCACUGCCACAAAGUCAAGCUGCAAAAGGUCAAGGACCGUCUAACUCAUGAGCUAGAAAUACGAAAUAAGAGGAUUAAAGAGCUCGAAGAUGAAGUUGGGAAACUGCGACAAAAAAUUGAAAUGGAGAAGACAUUCCAGGACCAGAUCAUGACCCAAAAUGACAUCCUCCUCCUGGAAAAGAGGAAGCUUCUAGAACAAGUCACAAAUCAAGAAGAACUGAUCUGCAGCAAUAAAUCCACAAUCUCUGCAAUCCAGAGCAAGGUGUUCUUACUGGAUAAAGGAAACCAGCAGUUGCAGGAAAACUGCGUCCGGCUCAUGCAGCACAUCAGUCUCUUAGAACGCAUUAUAAGGAGCAUCCAGACUCGCAGAAAGGAAGAAACAAUGAUCAGUGACAAUGCUGCUUUUGAAAUACUCAGGAAAAUGCUUCCUUUGCAGAGCGCCAGUUUCUCAGGAACAGGUUUGGUACUGUCAGCUGAGAAUCUCCAGGAGACUGAGCUACAUAAAUCAGAAGGGACAACAGCGGUCGUCAAGUCCCCCGAACCUCUUUCAUGUUCACAGAAUUCAGAAAGUGGAUACAUAAAUGUGACUUCUCUGAAAGAGACAUACAGCCUACAGGGGGACCAAAAGCCAGGUCUAUGACAUCACUGGUGUCUAAAACAAUCCUAACUGAACCUCCUAACUCAGAGCAUGGAUAUAAAAGGUGCACAUUGACCUGGAAAAGUCUCACAGAACCCCCGGGACAGCAGCAAGGGGUCUUCAAAAUUGCUGAUCGAACAGUCAUUAAAAACUUUCUAAAAACAGA
Molecule: messenger RNA, 2560 nt
Organism: Peromyscus eremicus (cactus mouse)
Lineage: Eukaryota; Metazoa; Chordata; Mammalia; Rodentia; Cricetidae
Gene: Ccdc30
Product: coiled-coil domain containing 30
Exons: 17
Coding region: 169-2397 (742 amino acids)
Molecular function (GO): nucleic acid binding
Source: RefSeq, a predicted model, not a curated record